UUGUGUCCCUUUAAGAAUAUUGUCCAAAAAUAACCAUUUGAAAAAGUGGGAUCCCUAGCUAAAAUAUAAAACUAUUUUUUUGUUAAUGGAUUGCUGUUCCGAGAUGAAUAAGAAAAUGACAAUAACGGUAUGUAAAUUUACGCACAUUAAAGUGAUGGGAUAUUUAGCAGUACAGUGUCGUAACAAUAUGUAAAUGUGAGCUUAGUGCCAACGCACACUAAUUAUAGCUACACUAUUUGUUUGCAAGCUUCCAUAUUAUCCCUAGACUAAAAGUGUUAUUCACUAAACUCUGAAUGGCCUGUAUUGAACACUGCCAGGUCCUGAUUUAAAAUGUCCAAACUACUUGCUUACUGGCAGUCAAUACGUUUUUAAGCACUGCUGGGAUAUUAAGUGUGCAGCCACUGGCUCUUUAUCAUUUAGUAGAUUUGCCUGAACCUGAUUAAACUAGAAAGUAAAAAGGCAAGUUGAUUAGAAAUGUGUUCUAAGAUCAGCUUCUUUUACAGGUCCCAUCCCUAGGAGGUGAUGGCCGAGGGCGCGCUAUUUGAAAAGACAUCCAAAAAAGGAACACUGACCAGUGGAGAAUCCCCAGGAGACCUUGUGCAGAAACUGCGAACCAAAAUAACCAAGUCGGUGCAAUGUAAAGUGGACAGUAUACUGCUUGAUGUACAGAAGCUCACUGACAAUGACAAGCUUUACCUAUAUCUCCAGCUUCCACCAGGACCCAGUGCCCCAGAAAAAAGCAGUUUGGACAUAAGUUCUGUGAGCACUGCUGAGCACAUGUAUGCCUGCACAUGGAUCCGAAACCAUUUGGAGGAGCAUACGGAUACCUGUCUGCCAAAGCAGGACGUCUACAACGCGUACAAGCGGUACUGUGACAAUCUAUGUGGACGUCCACUCAGCGUGGCAAAUUUUGGGAAGAUCAUACGGGAGAUUUUCCCUAAUAUAAAGGCCAGGCGCUUGGGAGGAAGAGGACAGUCUAAAUACUGCUACAGUGGCUUGCGCAGGAAGAGCAUGGUGAGCAUGCCGCCAUUACCUAGCCUGGAUCUUAAAAUGGCAGAAAGUUCUGAGCUUACAGACCUGGUGCAAUCGUACAAUAACGACGUAAUAAAUGCCUCCUGCUCGCUAAUCUGUAACUGGGCAGAGAAAAUCCUGAAGCGCUCUUUUAAUAAUGUGGUUGAAGUUGCUCAGUUCCUGAUACAGCAGCACAUCAUAAAUCCCCGGAGUGCAAAUGCAGAGCUGGUCCUGUCUAUGGUUCUGUCUGACAGUUCUCAAAGUGGUGGUCAGAAAACAGUGAAACAGAAUAUGGACGUUUCUGGGAGCAAGGCUCCUGCCUCCCCUGAGAGUGGAACUGACACUUCAGCUAAGAACAAGAAGGUCACCAACACUCUCCCAGGAAGCCCCCAACAGGUGAAAAAACGCCCUCCUGAAACACAGAAGGUGGUCAACAGUCCACAGGUGGAUGCUCUGGUGGCUCGACUCCCAGUACUACUUCCCCGUCUUGCUUCAGAGGAGAAAUUUUUGAAUGCCAGCCCAUCUAUUCGUUUCAACCCUCCAGUUUUGGCACCAAAUAUACUCCCUGCACCAUUAAAAGUGUCCCCUCUCCCUUUUACCGCAGUUCCAUCUGGUGUUCCUCUCACUGUAACUGCAGGAAUGAAUGGGACUGGACUUGUGUCUCAGCCAGUUGCACCACAAGUUAUAAGCAUGAUUAUACCGGACAGAGUUAGUUUGGAAGCACAUUCCCUCCCAAAAUCUACUCAGAAUGGUGGUACCAAAGAUACAACAGUUUUGGGUAGUGGAGAAACCAGAGGGACUAAGCGCCAAUCCGUGUCCUCCGCUGUUGGUGGUGGGGAGGGACUUUCAAAAAGAAAGCGUGGUCGCCCCAGGAAAGUAGACGUAUCAUACAAACCUUCCACCCAAGCACCAUUAAACACAGAUAGGAUAGUUGGAGAGACUGCUAGCUCUGCUCAGACUAAGGAUGCAAAUAAAGACACUGUCUGCUGUCCUGUCACACAAGCUGCCAAUGCAAUACCCUUCGCACAGGAAAAGCUAAAUGAGGCAUUACAUUCUGCAGCACAAAAAGAGCUCAAGGAUAAUUCAGAAAUGCCACCAAAGGUACCAGCCACAGUCAAGCCCACAGAGCAACAAGACGAGUUGUCUGCAAUAGAUAUAAGGAACCCUGGAGAUGCAGCCCCCAUUCAAGUGAGUGUGAUACAAGAUGGUAGGGUGGCACACUGGACGGUAAAGAGAGAACUGAUUGAGAAGAAUCAAGAGGUAACUCUGGAAGAGUCUAGUACAGACAUCAGGAAGGGAAACUUAGAGCCUCUAGAAGACAAGGCUGAACAGCUUUAAUAGCUUUCUGGCACGACAUUCUAAAAUGUUUUCUGUAAAACCUCACAACAAGAACAAUGCUGCUGGUAAAAGUCCAAGACACAUACCUUCUUCCAUUGCAAAUAGACGGUGCAUUCGGCCCUGGUGCCAGAACAGGGAUAAGGAGCAAUCUGUGCGUUAGAGCAGGUGGAAAACAGCCAUAUACAUAUCUGCUUGUUUGGAUAUCUACAGCAACCUCUACUUGUUGCUAGUGGGAACCUGGCAGACAUCCCCUACCUUCCCCAUAAAAUAAUGCUUUGUGUUUAAUAUCAAGACUUUCAUCUGUGGAGUAAAAUAAAUGUAUUGUAUUUAAUUCACUUGUAAAAUAUAACCGUUUAAUUCAUAUGGAUACAAGUGUACAAAACGAGGUCAAGUUCUCUGUGUUCUAGUCAGAGCAAUGGGAAGUUCUUGUUAAUUGGGAGAAAGUGUACUGAUAUAUUGUGGUUUACUGUCAUAAAUGUGAGAGCCUAUCUCAAAACGAAUGAGAGUUUCCAUGGUGUUUGCGUCACCUUUAUUACUCUGACACCUAACUGCUUGUUAUACAGACUCAUUGGGUUUCCUCGGACACUUACUGACUGAUCAGUGACAGUGUACUAUACUGACAAGAAUGUGUGAGUGCCUGUGUGAGUUUGAGUUCCAGCAUGUGUCUGUGAAUCUGUGCAUUUAUUGAGCAUUUGUGCUGAGUAUGUGCUUGUAUCCUAAUAUAUAUAUUCAUCUAAAUCUGUGGUUUCUCACCCUACAUGUCUGAAUAUCAGUGCUUGGUGUGAAUGGGUAUUGUGCCUGUGAGUGCCAGGUCAUGUUGGAGUGCCAGUAUGUGUUUGUGAGUGCAAGUUCUUAGUGCGAGUGCCUUUUUGUUAGUCACAUUAUAGAUCUCGGAGUACCUGUACGUUUUGCAUUGAAUUUCUCAUGCUGUGAACUCUUGUGUGACUAAUACGUUUGCUCACUAUUUACUGGUCUCCGCUUAUAUAAUCCUUUCUUGAAUGGAAAUUCAGUUUUAAAAAACAAGUCUACUGGUUGAAUUUACACGAGGGUGGAAAUAAAUCAUCCCAUCAUUAAAUUACUUUAUUGAAUUUCAUAUCUAUUGCUGGGCAAAAAAUAUAAAAUGCUAAAUUUAUUGCCGAGGCCAUUUAAUCUGCCAAACUCUUAUUAACUAAAAAAAAUGGACUGAAAUGUAAUAACAUAGCUGUGUAGUGGAACAAAAUCCUGCAUGGGUUUAUAAAUUAUAAUUUUAUUUCUAUAUUUAUUAAUUUUAGUUUUUUGCUCUGUACACAGUUAAUAUCUGUCUAAAGUGGUGGUUGCCAAACCAAUCCUCAUGGCUCAGCAACAGUCACAGAUUUAUGUAUUUCCCUUUUUCUUUUCUUUUCUUUUUCUUUUUUUUUUGACAAUUUUAAAUUUUAAAGCUAUUUUCAGCAAUAUUAUAAUACAGAAAAAUGAAAAUAUUGUAAGAGUCAAGUAACGACAACGGUCCAGGUGCAUUGGUUAUGAAUGGUUACACACAAACAACACCCACCGGAUUUCACAUUUUAGCAUGAAAGGUAUUUAAGCUUGCUCAGGUCAGAUAUCGCAUAUCCGCUAUGUAACUGCCCGGAG
Messenger RNA from Pelobates fuscus (common spadefoot toad), 3957 nucleotides. It is a transcript of the gene RFX5, whose product is annotated as regulatory factor X5. The record is from RefSeq and is a predicted model, not a curated record. Gene Ontology annotation, molecular function: RNA polymerase II cis-regulatory region sequence-specific DNA binding; DNA-binding transcription factor activity, RNA polymerase II-specific. Lineage: Eukaryota; Metazoa; Chordata; Amphibia; Anura; Pelobatidae. The transcript has 9 exons. Bases 523 to 2349 code for a protein of 608 amino acids. Gene Ontology annotation, biological process: regulation of transcription by RNA polymerase II.